AGCCAGGGGAAGGAGUCGCUCUUCAUCCCUCCAUCUUCUUCAUCUGCCUGCGCGGACACAAAGUGUCUGCAUCUUCAGCUCACCAUCGUCCCCUCCGAGGAAGACAAGACAACCCCCCCCUCCUCCCCUUGACCCUCUCCCCGCCGAGUCGCCAUGGCAACGGUCAUCUGCACUCGCUUCACGGAGGAGUACCAACUGUACGAGGAGCUGGGCAAGGGCGCUUUCUCUGUGGUGCGUCGCUGUGUCAAAGUACUGUCGGGUCAGGAGUACGCCGCCAAGAUCAUCAACACCAAGAAACUCUCCGCUCGAGAUCAUCAGAAGUUGGACCGGGAAGCUCGAAUCUGUCGUUUACUGAAGCACCCGAACAUCGUGCGUCUCCACGACAGCAUCUCCGAGGAGGCUCACCAUUACCUCAUCUUCGACUUGGUGACAGGUGGCGAGCUGUUUGAGGACAUUGUAGCCCGGGAAUAUUACAGCGAAGCCGAUGCUAGUCAUUGUAUCCAACAGAUCUUGGAGGCGGUGCUCCACUGUCACCAGAUGGGCGUGGUCCACCGAGACCUGAAGCCGGAGAACCUGCUUCUCGCCUCCAAGUCCAAAGGCGCCGCCGUCAAAUUGGCCGACUUCGGUCUCGCCAUCGAGGUGGAGGGCGAGCAGCAGGCGUGGUUUGGUUUCGCGGGGACUCCCGGGUAUCUUUCCCCCGAGGUCCUGAGGAAGGACCCCUACGGGAAAGCGGUGGACUUGUGGGCCUGUGGUGUGAUCCUCUACAUCCUGCUGGUGGGCUACCCCCCGUUCUGGGAUGAAGAUCAGCACCGUCUGUACCAGCAGAUCAAGGCGGGAGCGUACGACUUCCCGUCCCCCGAGUGGGACACGGUGACCCCGGAGGCCAAGGAUCUCAUCAACAAGAUGCUGACCAUCAACCCGGCCAAGCGCAUCUCGGCGGCGGAGGCGCUCAAACACCCGUGGAUCUCGCAUCGCUCCACGGUGGCGUCCUGCAUGCACAGGCAGGAGACGGUGGAGUGUCUGAAGAAGUUCAACGCCCGACGCAAACUCAAGGGAGCCAUCUUGACCACCAUGUUGGCCACCAGGAACUUCUCAGGAGGAAAGAGCGGCGGCAACAAGAAAACCGACGGCGUCAAGGAGUCCUCCGAGAGCACAAACACAACCAUCGAGGACGAGGACACCAGAGUGAGGAAGCAAGACAUCAUCAAAGUGACGGAGAUGCUAAUCGAGGCCAUCAGUAACGGUGACUUUGAGAGUUACACAAAAAUGUGCGACCCGGCCGUGACGGCGUUUGAACCCGAAGCUUUGGGGAACCUGGUCGAAGGGUUGGAUUUCCAUCGCUUUUAUUUUGAAAACCUGUGGUCGAAGAACAGCAAACCGGUGCACACCACCAUCUUGAACCCUCACAUCCACCUGGUGGGGGAGGAGGCGGCGUGCAUCGCUUACAUCCGCGUGACGCAGUACAUCGACGCCAACGGGACGCCACGCACCGUCCAAUCAGAGGAGACCCGGGUGUGGCACCGCCGUGACGGGAAGUGGCAGAUUGUCCACUUUCAUCGCUCAGGCUCCGCCUCCACGCUCAGCAACUGACUUCCUGUCCUUUUGAAUGGAUCACUUAUCGGCUUGACAACUGAUUGAUUGACAGCAGGCCCGGCAUGCGACGCAAACCGUCUGGAAUUAGUUUGAGAAACGGAGAAGGUGGGCGGGGCCAAAUCUUUUUUUCGACCAACGGGAAAAGACUUUUACUCGGUGCUGUACGUAUUUGCUCUCGUGACGUAGUUGAAGAAGAUGACACGCUGAGUGACAGGUGACAGCGCCCCUAGUGGCUGGGAGGCUUUAGCUCCGCUUAGCACCAAGACCGUGUUCGCAUAGCAUGUGACUCAUUCGAUGUAAACGUACUAGUGAAUGUAAAAAAAAAAAUUAAAAAAAACUUGACUAAUGCCGUGACAGUCAAAAGUGGAUCGUCAUCCACCAGAGGGCGCUGUGAAAGAAAAUGAAACCGAUUUUUUUUUUUUUCAUGAAUUGUUUGUUUUCCAUCCAGAAGCUUCCUCUCCGACCCGCGAGCUUCCACACGUUUGCAACGCCACAUUUCCUCUUCCUCCUCCAGUCAACUCUAGGCCCCGCCCCUCAGUGACCAUGUGACUAUUUACAUUCCUCAGAAUGACACUUUCGAUCAUUAAAGGCCUACUGAAAUGAGAAUUUCUUAUUCAAACGGGGAUAGCAGGUCCAUUCUAUGUGUCAUACUUGAUCAUUUCGCGAUAUUGCCAUAUUUUUGCUGACAGGAUUUAGUAGAGAACAUCGAUGAUAAAGUUUGCAACUUUUGCUCGCUAACAGAAAAGCCUUGCCUGUACCGGAAGUCGCGGACGAUGACGUCACCCGUUGAUGGCUCCUCACUUUGUUUUUAAUAGGAGCUGUCAUGCCAAAUUUCUUUCCUCACAACCCCCCCCCCCCCCCCCCCCCCCCCCUCCCCAUUUACUUCCGGGGUCAUGAUUAAUACAGACGUUUUGUUAACGCUGUAUUAUAAAAAUAUAACGCUAUAUUAUAAAAAUAUAACGCUAUAUUAUAAAAAUAUAACGCUGUAUUAUAAAAAUAUAACGCUAUAUUAUAAAAAUAUAACGCUAUAUUAUAAAAAUAUAACGCUAUAUUAUAAAAAUAUAACGCUGUAUUAUAAAAAUAUAACACUAUAUUAUAAAAAUACAGACGUUUUGUUAACGCUAUAUUAUACAAAUAUAACGCUAUAUUAUAAAAAUACAGACGUUUUGUUAACGCUAUAUUAUACAAAUAUAACGCUAUAUUAUAAAAAUAUAACGCUAUAUUAUAAAAAUAUAACGCUAUAUUAUAAAAAUACAGACGUUUUGUUAACGCUAUAUUAUACAAAUAUAACGCUAUAUUAUAAAAAUACAGACGUUUUGUUAACGCUAUAUUAUACAAAUAUAACGCUAUAUUAUAAAAAUAUAACGCUAUAUUAUUAAAAAUAUAACGCUAUAUUAUAAAAGUAUAACGCUAUAUUAUUAAAAUACAGACGUUUUGUUAACGCUAUAUUAUAAAAAUAUAACGCUAUAUUAUAAAAAUACAGACGUUUUGUUAACGCUAUAUUAUAAAAAUAUAACGCUACAUUAUAAAAAUACAGACGUUUUGUUAACGUUAUAUUAUAAA
Molecule: messenger RNA, 3156 nt
Organism: Nerophis ophidion (straightnose pipefish)
Lineage: Eukaryota; Metazoa; Chordata; Actinopteri; Syngnathiformes; Syngnathidae
Gene: camk2a
Product: calcium/calmodulin-dependent protein kinase II alpha
Exons: 18
Coding region: 154-1590 (478 amino acids)
Biological process (GO): protein phosphorylation
Cellular component (GO): neuron projection; cytoplasm
Molecular function (GO): calcium/calmodulin-dependent protein kinase activity; ATP binding; calmodulin binding
Source: RefSeq, a predicted model, not a curated record